GAUUCGUAGCUCAUAUGGAUGGUCACUUGAGCCAAUCUGCCGUCACUUCAAUGAGGUGCUUAGAGGUAUUCUAUCAUUAUGCCAUGAAUUUAUCAAGCUUCCUGAUCCAUCAGCUGUACAACCUGAGGAUUCCAAGUGGAAGUGGUUUGAAGAUUGCCUUGGAGCAUUAGAUGGUACACACAUUGACGUUUUUGUGCCUUUAGCUGACCAAGGGAGGUAUAGGAAUAGGAAGCAACAGAUUACCACCAAUGUUUUAGGGGUUUGUGAUCGUCACAUGAAAUUUGUUUACGUCUUAGCGGGAUGGGAAGGAUCAGCUUCAGAUUCACGUGUGCUACGUGAUGCAAUGUCUCGGGACGAUGCAUUUGUUAUUCCAAGUGGGAAAUACUAUCUAGUAGAUGCGGGAUACACCAAUGGACCGGGCUUUCUUGCUCCAUAUCGAUCCACUCGCUACCACUUGAAUGAGUGGGCUGCUCAAGGGCAUAACCCAUCCACUGCCAAAGAACUAUUCAAUUUGCGCCAUUCAACUGCUAGAAAUGUGAUAGAGAGAACAUUUGGGCUAUUGAAGAUGAGGUGGGCUAUACUAAGAAGCAACUCAUAUUUUGACUUGCAAAAUCAGAUUAGGAUCAUUAAUGCUUGCUGCAUAUUGCACAACUUUGUAAUUGAUAGACAGAGAGAUAUGGAUGAUUUACUUAUACACCAAGUUGAUCAAGUAAUAUCUUUUGAACCUCAUGAAGUUCAAAGUGAAGUGGGUAUGAUUACCAAUGUUCAAUCAACAAAUGAAUGGAGCAAUUUUAGGGAUACCAAAGCUAACCAAAUGUUUGCUGAUUACCAAGCAAGACGUGGUCAAUGAUAUGGAGAAGGGCAAGAAGUCAGGCUCGGGCAGGGGUUACAUUUCUUGGAAUGAUGACAUGGACAAGGCUCUUCUUGACACAUUUGUGGAGUACUAUAACAAGGGUGACAGAUGCCAGAAUGGGUGGAAGUCUCAUGUCUAUACAACUGCUAUCAAGAAUGUCCGAGAAAAGUGUAAUGUGGAUAUCUCAAAAGACAAUAUCAUGGCGAGGAACAAGACCUUUGACAAACACUACACUAUCAUCAAUGGUAUGCUGGAAUCAAGUGGAUUUGGUUGGGAUUGGAACAAAAAUAAAAUAUCUGUUGAUAGUGAUGCUGUAUGGGAAGAAUAUGUGGCGAAAAACAAAGAAGCUUCUGGUUAUAGGCACAAGACUGUCUUGUACUGGGACUCAAUCAGCUUGGUGUUUGGCAAAGACCAUGCUACCGGUGAAGCGGCAAGGACUGCAGCUGAGAGCUCAAAAGACAUGAGUAAGGAAGAUCUUAGUAACAAAGAGCCCACAUCAUCGGCAACUUCAGGAAGUUUAAAGAGGCAACGGUCAGGCGACUCUUUUACCUCUAUGAUGGCUGAAAAACUAGACAAGUUUGCUGAAGCACUAAAGGAGGAAGCCCCUAAAGGACCAACAUCAAAAGAAAUUCUAGACACACUGAAUGAAGUACAAGGAUUGGAUGAAGACACUUUGUUGGACCUAUUUGAUAUCCUGACCGGUGACGCACGCAAGUACGAGUCUCUGUUGGCGCUUCCAGAGAGGAUGAGGAAGAGGUGGCUUCUAAAACAGCUCAACAAGUGAAGAAACUAGUUCAUCUAUAUCAAGUGAUGGAUAAUAUCUAUUGAACUUGUAAUAAUAUGUAGCUCAUCUGAAAGUAUUAUCUUGUAUUUUA
This is a messenger RNA of Setaria italica (foxtail millet), 1728 nucleotides long. RefSeq lists its product as uncharacterized. The transcript is spliced from 4 exons. NCBI's taxonomy places the organism in Eukaryota, Viridiplantae, Streptophyta, Magnoliopsida, Poales, Poaceae. Bases 762 to 1637 code for a protein of 291 amino acids. The record is from RefSeq and is a predicted model, not a curated record.